Molecule: messenger RNA, 2735 nt
Organism: Cyclopterus lumpus (lumpfish)
Lineage: Eukaryota; Metazoa; Chordata; Actinopteri; Perciformes; Cyclopteridae
Gene: klf1
Product: Kruppel-like factor 1 (erythroid)
Exons: 3
Coding region: 267-1376 (369 amino acids)
Biological process (GO): regulation of transcription by RNA polymerase II
Molecular function (GO): RNA polymerase II cis-regulatory region sequence-specific DNA binding; DNA-binding transcription factor activity, RNA polymerase II-specific
Source: RefSeq, a predicted model, not a curated record
UUUGCAGUUAGACUUGCAGCUGACAGAUAUAGACAACAGAAAGGAGGGAGAGAUAGCAGAGGAGGAAUGGAGAAAAGGGGGCAGCUUCAAGAACCCUGUAACACGGAGCGGACUGUAACUGGGCCUGAGUAUCCUGGUGAGCUGGGCUUUGACUUUCUGUUAGCUCAGCUUAAGAUGGUCAUGUAAAGACUAACAAGUUUUUAAAAAAGGGAGGAAUUACACUGUUGUUGCUACCUCUGACAAUCGGCAUCAGAUCAAAGUACUUGAUGGCUGUUACACAGGCUGUGCUCCCCUCCUUCAGCUCCUUCUCCAACCUCAUUCAAUCCUGUGGCAAUAUGAAAGUGUGGAAGUCUGAGGCUGACUCUCUCCUUCCAGACUCUCUCGGCAACAAACCGUCACCAAGCAGCCCUGAGCAACUGCAGGUCUCUCAACAGAUGACAGAGGAGCUCCUGGAUGACGACAGCCAGGCAUCCUGGGACAUUGAGUUCCUGCUGUCUGAUUGGAGCAGCCCAUCGCCCGACCUCAACCCAUCUCUGGACAAGAAUGAUCAACGGCUCCCACAGUUAGACCCAAACACAGCAUACCAAGAGGUGGACAUGUUUAAGGACCAACCUGGACAAGAGCAUAUGCAGAUGAGCACUGGCUGCCUCAUGGCGGAGCUCCUGUCCCCAGCUGAAACCACAACGCCAGUCCAGCCAGAGAUGCACCACCAUGGUUAUAAAGACGACCAUACAGGUCGGACUUCAUUUCCCAAUCCACCUCAUGUAGAUCAGUUUGGCUUCCCUCAAGGAGGCAGUUACGAGAGGCACAACAGAGGAAACUUCACUAAAAUCUCAUCGUGGGACUUUAACCCUUACUAUCCCCACCAACACCCCUCCAUGGGGACCUUCCCCGAGAGCAGGUUCAUACCACUUCAAGCUGUGACCCCUGAGCCUCGACACUACAGCUACAUGCCCCACUUUAACCACAAUGCCAACCAUUUCUGUGAAUACCCCCACAGCCAGACCAGUAGUCAUCUGCAUCUUCACCAGCAGUCAAUGCUGGUGGUUCCACAGCUGCCCCCUGGUGGGAUGGAGGGGAAACGUAGUCGAAGGGCGACAGGGAAAAAGAGGCCCGCCAUCCACAGCUGUGAAUACCCUAGCUGCAGCAAGACCUACACCAAGAGCUCGCACCUCAAGGCUCACCUCCGCACCCACACAGGGGAAAAGCCUUAUCAAUGUUCAUGGGAGGGCUGCAACUGGAAAUUUGCCCGCUCAGAUGAACUGACGCGUCACUACCGCAAGCACACGGGCCAAAAACCCUACGAGUGUCUGCUGUGUCAGAGGGCCUUCUCCCGCUCCGACCACCUAGCUCUGCACAUGAAGAGACACACUUGAUGCACUUGCGCCAUGAGAACCGACAACACCAACAGUGGUAGGAUGGCAUCACAAAUCACUGUGUGAAGGCUGCCUGAGGGGAGUUGUUUGAUUUGGUUGAGCGGUUUUUUAUUCACUUUAGACGACAAAUGAGACCAAUUCAAUUCAGAAGCCUUCCACAUAUGAAAUUCUUAAUUUUUUUAAUAAAAUGAUUGAUUAGUGACCAAGUUACCAUUAGGUAAUGACAUGAAGACAUGUUUUAACCACAAAAUGAUUUGUAUAUGCUCAGUACAACCCAAAUACAUGCAUUUGCAAGUGUUUUACAUAGUUGCUUGGAAUUGUUUGGAAGUAGUGACCAUAUGACAAAUUAUAUGAUAUACUAACGGACAUUUUGUGGGUGAAGUAUUUCUUUAACCAAUUACUUUUAAGAGUACUCCGCUGAUGACGACGUACUCCGAAAACAUUGUGUAACUAAAAAAUAAGUUUCAAAAUCGAUGGAGCAGAACCAGAGAUAUGUCAUCUACAUUACCCAUAAUGCAGUUCGGCCAUUAACAGUUAUUUUGGAGAUUCUGGUGUGUUAUGCUAAGAGCAACUAGUGUAGCGAUGAGGAGCCGACUGUAGAGGUCUGGUAAGAUCCCUUUGUUUCUAACUCCUCACCUCAAAUUAUUUUUAUUUUCAAACUUGCAGUUUUCAGAUCUGACCAACACUGAAUUAAGGGACAUCAUUUAAGGCCAUUCAUCAGACUUCACACAUGCUCCCUCUGGAGCAACAGAAGGCUUUAUACAUUUCUCACAUGCAGUGUUACUCCCCAAUAAGGGCCUCUUAGACGAACACUGUACACACUGUGGACAUGUAGGCAUCAAACAUUAACACUAACAAAAGAUCUACCAAAAAUGUGUGUAAUAUGGGUUAUAAUACAAUACACAGUAGUAUAUCCUGUUGGAUCUCAUGGUGCACUGAACAAAGACUGCUUAGUAGCCAUGUUUAGCUGUAUUAAUGGUGACGUAAUCUGAUAUCUUUGUCUGAUUUCGCUAAUAACUUUUGUUGAUUUUAAUAUUGAUUGUAGAAUACAAACAAACAAACAAACCAUGAAGUAUGUUAAACCAUGCGAUUAUACAGUGAAUCCGAGAUUAUGCAUUUUAGUCACCUACUUUUAUGUUUAUCUGUUUGGGGUUUUUUUUAUUUAAGAAACUGUAAAUAAUCCGUAUUUUUCUCAGUUGUUUAUAUAAUCUAAAUAUGCAAGCAACAUAUUUAUUAAAGUAAGAAGAUAGGCUACUAUUUUAUUGUACAGUGAUUUUUUUUUAAUCAAAGGAUUGUUAAAAUCUUUUAAUUAUUGUUUUCAUUAUCAUAAUUCUAAUAAAGACCUCUAAAGCUGUAAAA